AGUUCUAGUACUCACGCGCUCAGAAAAGCGCACGCAGGUAGGGCGUGGCAAGGCGCGUCUUUUUCCUGCACAGUGUUUUGAAUCAUCACUGGAAUUAGACUCUACAGACAGCCGAACUGAGGAGCAGCACUGGGCCACGCUUGGAUCACUUAGUGGGGCAAGAUGACUUCAUACACGUGGAUUUUACUACUUCUGGCAAGUCUUGUGGCAACAAGAGCGCAAGACUUUGACCUCGCUGAUGCUUUCGAUGACGAGUCCCCUGCGAAGCCAACAGAGAAACCAGUCCCACCGAAAAUCCCAGAUUCAGAGACUAAAAAACCUGCAGUGGUUCCCCCGAAAACAGACGAUGGUGACUUAAAUCUGCUGGAUGCAUUCGGUCCAGAUAGUGUGACCAAAAAGCCUGUGGUUCCACCCAAAGAGAGAGGAACUGGAGGUGGAAGUUUUGAUGACAAAGACCUCUUUGACUUGAAUGAAGAUGGUGAAUACAAGCCCGAUGGAGGCCGAAGUGGAGGUCGUGGAGCAAAUAUUCCUCAGGAUAAUGGAGCUGGUGGAGCCUCUGAUCAGCCUCAAGAUCUUAACCAGCAUUGGCUCCAGAUUAUCAAGAUGCUAGUCGAUAAUAUACCAGAUGGCCUCAGUUCUUGGAUUGCCCAGUUUAAUCAAGCUGUAAAGCCCAUGCUAGAGCAGUUGCGGGAAUUUCUGAAUAUAACAGAGGAAAAAACUGAGCUUUAACUAUGAUGGAUAGCAACCUGUUUUGCUUGUGUUGGGUUUUUAAAUGGUUUCACACAUUGUUUACAUGGUUUGCAAGUUAUUGGUUGUAAGGCUGGGACUGCUGGUGCUUAUGGUCUUUUAAGGAUGAAAUGCAUGUUUGGUAAUGAUCAAGUGAUUGUAUUGAUUUAGACAUUUGGUCACGAGGAAUUCAUCUUAUUGUAUUCCUGACUGGUUUUACUUGGUUUCUUUUGGGUUAUAAAACUUUUGGAGUUGGUAAGGUUUUUAAAGAGCAUUUUGCUAAAUAAAUAAAUGUAUUCUUCAGCUAAAUUGAUCCAGUAUUGUGACGAGUGGGGCGGGGCCGAGAGCCAUGGGAAUGGGGCGAGGCCGGUGGAGUGAUUUGGAAAUGAGCGACACCUGUGCCACUCACCGGUCUCGAGUCCCACGGAGGAGAUUGGAAGGAUAUAAAACCGGAGCGACGACAGUGAAGGAUGAGGGAGGACCAGGCCUGGGAUUUAUUUUGUGUUUUGGUUUUGUUUGUGUGCAGGCAGUCGUCCGUGAGGGGCUGUUGCGCUGUUUUGUCUUUAUUUUAUUAUUAAAAGCUUCAUUUGAUUGUCCGCAGAUUCCCGCAUCCUCCUUCCCAUGAAAUAACCUGUUAAAAGUAUAUAUUACUGAAUAAUUUUAAGUUAAAAAUAAUUUUAAAUUGUAUUAUUUCACAAUAAUAUUUCAUAACAAAAUGCUGUUUUUACUGAGCUUUUGAGCAAAUAAAUGCAGACAUGGAAAGAAUAAGAGAUUUCGGUAACACUUUAGAAUAAGGUUCCAUUAGUUAAUGUUAGUUAACUACUUUCGUUAACAUGAACUAAGAAAGAACAAUCCUUCUACAGCAUUUAUAAGUCUUAGUUCAUGUUAAUUUGAACAUUUACUAAUGCAUUAUUUAAAUCAAAAGUUGUGCUUGUUAACAUUAGUUAAUGCACUGUGAAUUACCAUGAUCUAACAAUGAAUAACUGUAUUUUCAUUAACUAACAUUAACGAAGAUUAAUAAAUACAGUAAUAAAUGUAUUAUUCAUUGUUUGUUCAUGUUAAUUAAUACAUUAACUAACAUUAACUAAUAGAACCUUAUUCUAAAGUGUUACCGAGAUUUAUUUCAUAAAACAAUGAAAAACCUCUUUAAAAACUUUACCAACUUUAGCAACUUACUGCAUGUUAUAUUUGUAAAAAAAAAAAAAAAAAAAGCAGUAGGUGGAAGCCAAAGUAUACACAUGAAUGAUGAUUCUGGCUGGGAAAUCCCUUCAAAGCAUUUGUUUUCAAAAGGAUUUCCACUACAUCUUUUCACAGGACACCAUUAUGACUUCCGGUCACCCCCUUCCUACUUCCUUCUUGUGUUUGUAGAUGUGGGAAUGUAGAUGUGAAAGACACACUCUGAAUUUGUGCCAAUAUACAUAACAGAUUGACUGUUUUUUUAAUGGCAUGUCUCAAAUGAGGAGUUUCUCAUCUCAGCCGGUUUUACAGUACAGUGAAUUCACCUUAAGGCCAUGUUGAGCAUUCCAUUCAUGUGCUCCUUCUCUGCUCAUGGCUGCCAUUUUAUUUCCCAUUUUUUGAAAAGGAAUGAAUGUUUGUGGCUGAAACUUUGUCACACAGUUCUCUUUUGGCUAAAACUUGGUUUUAGACUUACUCGACCUCGAAAAUGUACCAGAAGAUUGGCAAAUGUUUGUCUGUGUGUGGGUCUCAACCGAAAGCUUAGCGCAUGCAGGGAUUACGCUGUCCCAAAUCUCAAAGAGAGUAGAGGCGCUAUAGGGAUGUUUUUAACCUCAGACGCUUUGAUGUUUAAGGUUAAAAGAGGCCGAUUCAUUUCACAGACAAUCUUGAAAAUAAAUCCCCAUUAUGCCAUCAGUGGUUUGAUGAGAAACCUUUAACAUAGACUAUGUUCAGGCUGCAGUCAAAUCAGUUUUCAUUCAAUCUCCUUCUCUAAAUAAGCGUCUUUAAAGUCGCUGUUUGCGAACUGCUGCUCUGUCGCAAAAGAAAAAACUCUGCAAUGGAGACUAGUAUGUAUAGUGUAUAUAUUAUGCAGCAUGUCGCAAAAGACAAUUUGAAAUCCUAUUUGAGCAGCCCGAGCAUCCAGUCUGAGACACAUCUGUAAACGUAUGCUUGGAAUCGCAUUUAAAACCACCUCCGUAUAGCUUUUUUUUUGGG
Messenger RNA from Carassius gibelio (silver crucian carp), 2895 nucleotides. RefSeq names its product CD99 molecule (gene cd99). The transcript is spliced from 11 exons. Lineage: Eukaryota; Metazoa; Chordata; Actinopteri; Cypriniformes; Cyprinidae. Gene Ontology annotation, biological process: T cell extravasation; positive regulation of neutrophil extravasation; homotypic cell-cell adhesion. The record is from RefSeq and is a predicted model, not a curated record. The coding region runs from base 163 to 729 and encodes 188 amino acids.